UCCGUUCAGACACCGAACCGGCAGCUGGUCGGAGCGGGGCUCCCUCGGUGCGGGCGAACCGUCGGCACGGCCCGGCGCGGCGUCACCCCGGACCAUGGCGGCGCCUCCUGUGUUGUUCUUCUAUGUGGCGACUCUCUGCCACCUCACAGUCAGCUCCGCGUCUUCGCCCUCCGGUGACCGGCCUCCCCGGAUCACCGAGCACCCAUCGGACACCACAGUGGCACGGGGCAGCCCUGCAAUGCUCAACUGCAAGGCGGACGGGUCCCCAGCGCCGUCCAUCCACUGGGAGCGGGACGGUCGUCCUGUGGAGGCGCCCUCCCCGACCUGGGUGGCCCUGCCCAGCGGGUCGCUGUUCGUACUGGCCGUGGCGAGGGCGGAUGCCGGACGAUACCGCUGUGUGGCCGUCAACAGGGCAGGAGAGGCGAGCAGCAGAGAGGCGGUGCUGACUGCUGCAGUUUUGCGGGAGGAGUUUCGCGUCUCGCCCCAGGACACAGAGGUCAGCGUGGGGUCACGGGUGACUCUGCGCUGCUCCCCACCCAAGGGCGAUCCACCACCGACUGUGGGGUGGAUCAAGGAUUACUCACAGGUCGACUUCAACGAGCCUCACAGCCGGUUCUCGCUGGCCGGAGAGGGUGACCUGGUCAUACCGAACGUCACCCUGAGUGACACGGGCACCUACUGGUGCGUGGCCAAGAACUACGCCGGGAUGAAGAGACGCUCCCGACCUGCACAGCUUGCCGUCAGCGAGUUGCCGCCUCCUCCGGCCAAUGUCACGGCGGUCCCCGCGGACGGGAGGUCAGCCCUGGUGACCUGGGAGGUGACCGGUGACCCCGCGAUGACCCCUCUGCAGCCCGAGGGGUACCAGGUGUACGCCAGGUCAGAGGCGGGUCAUCGGAGUCGACUGAGGGCUGACGCCAACACCUCUCAGGUGACGCUGUCAAACCUGACCACCGGCGCCACCUACACCAUCUGGGUGACCUCUGUGUCCCCGGGAGGGGAGAGCGUGCCCUCUCCUCCGGUCACCCUGCAGCUGCCGGAUGCCGCUCCUCCCCUCUCCCCGCCCGUCUCCCUGGACCUGCCGCCGCCCGGCCCGGACGGUGACCUGACCUCUGACCUGGCCCCGGUGCCGGCGGGAGGACCUCGCCGGCCCCCGGCGGGUCACAUCUGGCUAGCCGCUGCCGUGUCGACCCUGGUCCUGCUGACACUGAGCGGUCUGGCCAUCAGUGGAUGGGUCAGACGGGUGCGCAGGAAACAGCAGUCAGAAUCGGACGAGAAGCGACGUGAUGGCGUCUCGCUGCUGCCCAGCUCGGUCCGACCGGCCUCUUGGAUGGAGGGCAGUGUGUGGAGUGCCGAGCUGACCGGCAGACGGACCGAGAGCGACCGAAAUCCGCCUACCGGCACGGGAGGUCGGGGCCGAGGGCUCGUGGACAGCGUACCGUCGCCGACACCGUACGCUACCACGGCGUUAUUGCAGACGGGCAGCGACGACUCGUGGAUGGACUCGUGUCGCAAAUCCCGCGACAUCUCCACCUCCUCCUUCGGCGUGUUCUCCACCAGAGGCAGCGGCAGGAGCUCCGACUGUUCAGCUCGCUACAGCCGACCACACAGAGUGACAUCACAGAACGGUGACGUCAUCAGGGUCACCGCUCCUCGGCAGGGAGUGGAGGACGACACCGCAGAGGUCAUGGCCUGCGGUGUCUUCCCCUUCGAGUGCCAGCCGGGCACGCGGGGACAUACCGAUCCCUUGUGGAGGGUCAGGGAGCACCAGGGGGUGCCACGGGACGCCUACCAGCCGCUGCUGGGUGACCCCUCUCGCAGAGGCGGUGAGAGUUGCGCGGCAGGCUCACACCAGGGACGCCUGUCGUUUAUAGGCGAGGGCCCGGUCUCGGCUGACCGGCGCGACAUCUACAGAGAGGAGGGAAGCAGCUUUUACGGACCGAGCUCUGCGGGAGGUCCGAGCCAGGACAACAAACGAGCUUCAGCCAGAUACUGAGCUUUCUGGUGCUGUGUUGGCGGGAUAAGUUGUGUUUUAUGUGUGGACAGCCCGACACGCAUAACAAAGUGAGCUUGUUGGGCGCCAUAGGUGCCUAGCCGAGUGCAGUGUUACAUAAAAAAGCGUGCGUGUAACGCAGGGUGAUACGAAUAAUUGUGAAUGGAACUCUACCACGAUAAAUAGACGGACAGGACAGCACGUUCGAAUCAGCCAUCGCAAACAUAUCGCCGGGUUGUUGUGACGACUUUCAGUUUUACAUGCAGUAUAGAAACAUUUUUUUUUAUCCAAUUCUGCUAUCAUGUUAUACUGUAGAAAGUCUUUUUAACGUUUCCAUUCACGUUCCACUUAUGGUCGAAAUGCGAUAGGUAGAAUCAAGCGUUUCACUUUUCGGUAGUAUAAAAGGGCAAUUCAAUUGUUUGCCAAAGUUAAAAGAGCUCUAUAGUGAGGCGAUGUCUUACGAUAAUGUGAAGCAAGUGAUCGUGCCAGAGUACUAUAAAUAUAUAUCGUGCUAACGGCGCUAGCAAUGACCAGCUUUAGGCCAAACGUUGUUGCUGGUCCGUGGACUGGACAUCGGAAUAAGGUGUCCAUCUCAUCAUGUUCAAUGGAAUGCAAGAUGUGAAUCUAUAUAAUACAGUUGGACAGUGCU
Amphibalanus amphitrite is the source of this 2639-nucleotide messenger RNA. RefSeq names its product neogenin-like. Gene Ontology annotation, cellular component: plasma membrane; axon. The transcript has 9 exons. Bases 95 to 1993 code for a protein of 632 amino acids. Gene Ontology annotation, molecular function: cell-cell adhesion mediator activity. Lineage: Eukaryota; Metazoa; Arthropoda; Thecostraca; Balanomorpha; Balanidae. Gene Ontology annotation, biological process: axon guidance; dendrite self-avoidance; homophilic cell-cell adhesion. The record is from RefSeq and is a predicted model, not a curated record.